CCACGCAAAAAUUCUCUGAUGUGGAACAUCGUUCACAUUUACUGUCGUAAUAAACAUUUUACAAUUGAGUGGACACGUCCUAUACACCACGGAAAGUACGUAUAACAUUAUUUGCGAAUAUUCUGAUGAUAGUGAGUGGUGUUGUAUAGUUGUAGUGGAAUUGGUUGGUGAACGUUUGAAACUAAAUUACGGCGGGAAAUAUGACUCGCUCGGCUCGGAGCUUGGAUCCAAUUAUGAUUCUGAGGAACGCUCUGAGGCCGCGAAUAAUGAGAAUUUGAGAAACAGAAACGAGACGGGAAUGACGUUUAGCGGAGAAGAAGAGAGGGGCGCGGGGUGAGCAGGCGCGUGGCAUGUGGGUGCUGCUGACGCUGGCGCUGGCGGCGGCCGCCGUGGCCGAGUGUCCGCGCCACUGCGAGUGCAAGUGGCGCAGCGGCAAGGAGUCCGCGCUGUGCGCCCGCGCUGGCCUGACCGCCGUGCCCCCGCGCCUCGACCCCACCACGCAGCUCCUAGACCUCUCCGAAAAUAAACUGCCCACUCUUCAGAACGACGCUUUCGCCUCCGCCAACCUCCUCAAUCUCCAACGCCUCUACCUUUCUUCUUGCAACAUCAAGUUCAUCCGACAGCAUGCCUUUCGCGCUCUCGUAAACCUAGUAGAACUAGAUUUAUCAAAAAACAAUAUACAAUCCGUGCCGUCACACGCCUUCGACUCGAUCUCUGAACUUCGAGAGCUGAGGCUGACCAAGAAUUCAAUAAUUAAAAUCAAAGAUGAAGCUUUUUCAUCAGUGCCCCAUUUAGUACGGCUGAGCCUUAGUGAGAACAAAAUAGCCGAGAUAGAACCGAGGGCGUUUACAGGAUUGGAAGGUUCACUAGAAUACUUGGAACUGGAUAAAAAUAAAUUGCACGUUCUCCAUGUAGCAGUUUUAGCGCCAUUGCGGUCGCUAAAAGGAUUAGAGCUUGCUGGGAAUCCGUGGGAGUGUACGUGUGCUUUGCGACCAAUGAGGGAUUGGAUGAUAAAGAAAAAUGUGCCCGCGACAGUAGUUCCGGAUUGUUCUCUUCCUCCGCGGCUCAUGUCCGCGUCUUGGGAUCGACUGGACUUGGAAGAGUUCGCCUGUCCGCCAGAAGUCAGUGCCGCGUCUAAUAGUUUUAAAAGUGUCGAGGGUGAGGAAGUGACGUUAGUGUGUCGAGUGAGCGGCGUCCCCGCGCCGCGAGUGCGGUGGGUGCGCGCGGGCCGCCUUCUUGCCAAUUCUAGUUCUAAUAAUGUAAAUUCCGGUAGAUCUUUUAUAUUACGUAGUGAAGGGAAAACGAGUAAUUUAACUAUAAAAGCAGCAGACAUGCAAGAUACGGGCUCGUAUACCUGCAAUGCAGAAAAUCGAGCGGGAAAAGCGGAGGCGGUCGUGAGCCUCGUCGUGGAGAAGAAGCCGCAGGGAAAAGGCUUCGGCGGUCGCGCUCUCAUGGCCGGAAUGGCGGUAUCCGCAGUGAUAGUGUUAAGUUCAUGUUUGAUAGGACUGUGCGCGUAUGAGACUCGUAAGAAAAGACAAUUAGAUAGGUGGAACGAACAGAUAGUGACCACAAAUCGGCGCGAUGACAAUUACGAGAAGAUAGAGGCUAAUAUUAAAGGUGUGGUGGAGGUGCCGCGGGUGCUGCCGGCGGAGAGCGGCCGGAAGAGAGGGGACUACAGGAACGUGCCCUCGCACGACCCGGAGGACGACUGCGCGGGCUACUUGCGCGAGGAGGUGCGCGAGGAACGGGACCCAAUGACCCUGUCUUUUGACGCCGGGUGGCGGAGAACUGAGUUUGAUAACGCGGUCAGCAGAAAUGGAAUACUUGAGCGAGAUUUGCAUAUACCCCGCUUGAAGGAUUACAGCAAACGUACCGACGAAACCCCCGAGUCUGUCGCGAGCUCGACGUCGACGGGCGUGCUGAGCGCGCACGCGCACGCCGAGCACUCGGCGGCCAACCGCUACAACAACAACCCGCGCGCGCGCCCGCGCCUGCGCCACGAGCGCCUCGACAACGACCUCUCCGGCAGCGACAGCGAAAAGAACUACCCCGACCUCAUCGAGAUGAGCGCCCUCGGCACCUCCUCCUACCUCCGCAGCGAAAUGAAACACGACCCCUACUAUUUCUACACGAUCCCCAGAAGAAAAGACGGUGAGAGCCGAAGCCCCCUUUUAAAUAGUAGAAGAAACAGUUCCGGCGGUGAUUCGGGAACUUUUUCGACCGGCUCUACGAUAAGAAUCAGCCGAGGAACGUCGGACGACGCUCUAAUAGCUUCCUCGACUUAUCGUCGGGCGGUAAUCGGUUGCGACGUAAUCCGAGCUUACCCUCGUCGCCGGCCCGGGAGCAGCCCGCCGUGCCGUCCGCCACCCCCCUGCUCGACCUGUCCGGCCUCCGCGACUACACGCGCAUGGAUCAGCCGAUGGAGGACUUCGAUUUCCGUGCUUCGCAACUUGAAAAGUUUCUAGAGGAAUAU
Messenger RNA from Leguminivora glycinivorella, 2473 nucleotides. RefSeq lists its product as uncharacterized. The record is from RefSeq and is a predicted model, not a curated record. Lineage: Eukaryota; Metazoa; Arthropoda; Insecta; Lepidoptera; Tortricidae. The coding region runs from base 351 to 2465 and encodes 704 amino acids. Gene Ontology annotation, molecular function: protein binding. The transcript has 4 exons.